Messenger RNA from Onthophagus taurus, 1923 nucleotides. NCBI's taxonomy places the organism in Eukaryota, Metazoa, Arthropoda, Insecta, Coleoptera, Scarabaeidae. The record is from RefSeq and is a predicted model, not a curated record.
ACGCAAAUUUGACGUUUUAAUUUUAUAUUUUAGGCGUUAAGGCUUCGAAUAGCAAAAAAAGAACCAAAACUGCAUCACCUGCAAAUAUAUUUAAUAUGUUUUUAUAAUUUUUUUUAUUACGACCUUGUGUUUAAACAGCACCGCGUACCGUUUAUCUAAUUUUAUGUCGUUCGUUCACGAUCGGAGAUAACCUCUAAUUUUCCAAUAACCACUUGUCAUCGAAUUUAAUUCGUACGAUUUUCUUUUCGUGCUUUGCGAAUUUUGAAGGAAGCAAUAAUGGCUGAUAUCCUAGUUUUGGAUUGGAUGGAGGAGUACGAUUCAUUAACAGAAAGCGAAAUUCACACUUACGCUACCGAACAAGAACAUAAUCAAGAGGUUAUGUUGGCUUUAUUUGCUUUAUUAGAAGAACCCCAACAAAGUCGAAAAACGGAUUUAAUAGAAAGAAUAUGUAAACAAUUUCUUAAUUUUUAUCGCUCUGGCGAAAAGUCUUUACGAAGGUUUGUAAUGCAAUACAUUCCGAGUUUUGUUUGGCUCCAUUUAUCAGCAAAGGAAGUAUAUCCAGAAAUUGAAACAUUAUUAUUAAGCCUCUACAACUUAGAAGUAGUAGAUGGAAAUGGCCAAUCAAAGAUAAUAUCGUUUCGAGUGCCAAGUCUUGCCCAAAACUCAAUUUAUCAUGACUCAUCAACCCUUGAGCCAGCUUUUAUAGCUGAAAAUUCUUUAAGAAGAUAUGAAGAAUGCAACACAAAGUUGGUUAAUUGGGGCCCAUUGCCACAAGUUGAGUCUUUAAAUGCCCAAAAUAGACAAAGAGUUGUUACAGCUUUGGUGUUUUUAUAUAAUCAAGAUGCUAGUAGUGUACCUGCAACGAAUGUUGAAUGCAUAUGUAGGGUUAUUUCUAAAAUAAUUAAUCAGGGCUUCCAAAUGGGUGGAAAUAGAACUUCAACGGAUAGCGAAAAUAGUCAAACAAACUCAUUACCACGACUCAUUGUCUCAAACACUCUACUUUUAGAAUUACUUCACAUCGUUUAUAACGCUUUACAAAGAGGUAUUAAUGGAGCAUCACAAACAUUAAGAGAUAUUUAUCAAAGAGCUACUUAUGAAACUUAUGCAGAUGUUCUUUUAGCAACUCACGCCCUUCAAAGUCUCGUUCAUCAAACCCCCACAGCUAAUUUACAUUUGAAACCACCAAGUAAACCGCACGUUUCAAAAUCGAUGAUCACCAAUGCUUCAUUUAGAACGAAAAAACUUCCAGAUGACAUUCCAAUACAAAGAGAUGAAGAAGCUACAGCUGAUGCCAGUUUAGAUUCGAUAGUAGAAGAAGGACCGGAAACUGGAUCCGAUCGAAUUAAAUUGAGAGGCCGUUCUGGAAGUGCUCUCAAACAUCUCCCGAAACUAUCCGGUUUGAAAAAACAGCGGAUGAAAAGUAGUCCAACUCCCCAUCGACACAGCAUAGAAAAUGAGCCUCCUGUGAUGGAACUUCCGGUUCAAGCUGUGGCUGCGGUUGCAGGUGGUGGGGAACAGGUUAGUUUAAUUUCGGGGAAUUUCCAAGAAAAUAAUGUCAAUAAUGAAGGGGUACAGGUUGUUAGUACUGUGUAAAAAGUAAAAUUUGGAGAUUUUUUUGUAUUUUUUUUUAAAAUUAUUUUUUGUUUGGGAUUUAAAUGAAAAACUGCCUCAAGAGUAGCAUUUAUUUAGAACAUUUAGAACAAAAAAAAAAAAAGAAAUAAUUAAAAUAAGGAAAUUAUAAUAAAAGAUUGUAGUGGUUUAUUUUUAUAAGUGAGGGGGAAAUAAGUAUUUUUUGUGAUAAUAAUAAUGGUUUAAAAAAAGUUAAUAGGUGGAUAUAAAAAUAGUAGCUAGAAAAAAACAUGUAAGAGUUUAUAAUUAAAUGUAAAAAGUUGUAAAGUGUAAUAUAUAUACAGUAUACACAUA